Messenger RNA from Leptosia nina, 1155 nucleotides. NCBI's taxonomy places the organism in Eukaryota, Metazoa, Arthropoda, Insecta, Lepidoptera, Pieridae. The record is from the annotation of a GenBank genome assembly.
AUGUCCCUUAUAACUAGAAACGUAUUUCGUACUCUAGUACAGGGAUCACAACAUGUCUCUAAAGGACUGCACACCACUGCGGUAAAUGCUGACAAAAACGUAUGUUUCGCGCCUUUAUCAAUCAGCACCCUGCAAGCCAGCAAGGAGGGUCGCAUUAAAUGCACACUCAUCCCUGGAGAUGGUGUCGGACCCGAGUUGGUAUACUCUGUUCAGGAAGUCUUUAAGGCGGCCAACAUUCCUGUGGACUUUGAAUCCUUCUUCUUCUCAGAAGUGAACCCAACUUUAAGUGCACCACUUGAAGAUGUUGUCAACUCUAUUGCUAAGAACAAGAUCUGUAUUAAGGGUAUCCUGGCAACACCAGAUUUCUCCCACACUGGCGAGCUACAAACGCUCAACAUGAAGCUGCGUAACGCUUUGGACCUUUACGCUAAUGUAGUCCACGUCAAGUCAUUGCCCAAUGUCAACUGCAGGCACAAGGACGUUGACUGCAUUAUCAUCCGAGAGCAGACAGAAGGAGAAUACUCAGCCCUUGAACAUGAAUCUGUUCCUGGUGUUGUGGAGUGUUUAAAGAUCAUAACAGCUGCUAAGUCAGAACGUAUAGCUAAGUUUGCUUUUGACUACGCCGUAAAGAUGGGUAGGAAGAAGGUCACAGCCGUCCACAAAGCCAAUAUCAUGAAACUGGGCGAUGGACUGUUCUUGAGGAGUUGCGAGGAGAUUGGAAAGCUGUACCCGCGCAUUCAAUUCGAGAAGAUGAUCGUUGACAACUGCACCAUGCAGAUGGUGUCGAACCCCAACCAGUUUGACGUGAUGGUAACGCCGAAUCUGUAUGGCAACAUUGUGGAUAAUCUUGCUAGUGGGCUUGUUGGUGGAGCUGGUGUUGUUGCUGGUGCUUCAUACAGUGCGGAGUGUGCUGUCUUUGAACAGGGUGCUCGUCACAUCUUCUCCGGUGCCGUGGGCAAGAACAUCGCCAACCCGACCGCAAUGCUGUUGUGCUCAGCCAAUCUAUUGGCACACGUCAACCUUCACUCCUACUCCAAAAUGAUUAAAGGCGCUAUUAACAAGGUGCUGUCAGACGGAAAAGUGCGAACCAAGGACUUAGGUGGUCAAUCCACUACCAAAGAUUUCACCAAUGCCAUCAUCCACUGUCUUACAUAA